GGUGCCGAAACCCGCAGGCUGCUGAUUGUCCUUAGUGGUGGCCACGGCUGCAGCCUCCGUACUUCGGUCCCGGGCUGCCGACGCCUGAGAGAGCGCUCCUCCCGCGGCCACGGCCGCUCGGAGCAGAAACGGCCUGCACGGGGACACACAGAUCUCGGUAGUCGGCCCGGGAGUGGCUGCAGGGGUUGGCAUCUCGGCCGCCUUCCAGGGGAGUGAGUUGGCAGCACUGGGUCGGCCUCAGCAUCAUGCCCGCGCUGUCCACAGGCUCGGGGAACGACACAGGUCUGUAUGAGCUGUUGGUGGCUCUGCCAGCCCAGCUGCAGCCACAUGUGGACAGCCAGGAAGACCUGACCUUCCUCUGGGAUGUGUUUGGUGAAAAAAGCCUGCAUUCACUAGUCAAGAUUCAUGAGAAACUUCACUACUACGAGAAGCAGAACCCUGUGCCCGUCCUCCAGGGUGCGGCAGCCUUGGCCAAUGAUCUGGCGGAGGAGCUUCAGAACAAGCCAUUAAACAGUGAGAUCAGAGAGCUGUUGAAGCUACUGUCAAAACCCAAUGUGAAGGCUUUGCUCUCUGUGCAUGACACUGUGGCUCAGAAGAAUUAUGAUCCUGUGUUGCCUCCUAUGCCCGAUGACAUUGAUGAUGAGGAAGACUCAGUGAAAAUCAUCCGCCUGGUCAAAAAUAGAGAACCACUGGGAGCCACUAUUAAAAAGGAUGAGCAGACCGGGGCCAUCGUGGUGGCCAGGAUCAUGAGAGGAGGGGCUGCAGACAGAAGUGGUCUUAUUCAUGUUGGCGAUGAACUUAGGGAAGUGAAUGGGAUAUUGGUCGAGGAUAAAAGGCCUGAGGAAAUAAUCCAGAUCUUGGCUCAGUCUCAGGGUGCAAUAACGUUUAAGAUUAUACCCAGCAUCAAAGAAGAGACACCGUCGAAGGAAGGCAAGAUGUUUAUCAAAGCGCUCUUUGACUAUGACCCUAAUGAGGAUAAAGCAAUUCCAUGUAAGGAAGCCGGGCUUUCUUUCAAAAAGGGAGAUAUUCUUCAGAUUAUGAGCCAAGAUGAUGCAACGUGGUGGCAAGCGAAGCAUGAAGGAGAUGCCAACCCCAGAGCAGGACUGAUUCCCUCUAAGCAUUUCCAGGAAAGGAGACUGGCUCUGAGACGACCAGAAAUAUUAGUCCAGCCCCUGAAAGUUUCCAAUAGGAAAUCAUAUGAGGAGACAGUUGAGAGUGAGGAAAUUAAAGAAGAUGCUGAAUAUGGUGAUAUCAGCAGUGGAACCUAUCUCGCUGGUUUUAGAAGAAGUUUCCGUCUUAGUAGAAAAGAUAAGAAAACAAAUAAAUCCAUGUACGAGUGCAAGAGGAGUGACCAGUACGACACAGCCGAUGUGCCCACGUAUGAGGAAGUAACACCGUAUCGACGGCAGACGAAUGAGAAGUACAGACUCGUUGUCUUGGUUGGUCCUGUCGGAGUAGGUUUGAAUGAACUGAAGCGAAAGCUGCUGAUCAGUGACACACAGCACUAUGGCGUGACAGUGCCCCAUACCACCAGACCAAGAAGAAGCCAGGAGAGUGAUGGUGUUGAAUAUAUUUUCAUUUCCAAGCAUUUGUUUGAGACAGAUGUACAAAAUAACAAGUUUAUUGAAUAUGGUGAAUAUAAAAACAACUAUUAUGGCACAAGUAUAGACUCCGUUCGGUCUGUCCUGGCUAAAAACAAAGUUUGUUUGUUGGAUGUUCAGCCUCAUACAGUGAAGCACUUAAGGACACUAGAAUUUAAGCCGUUUGUGAUAUUUAUAAAGCCUCCAUCAAUAGAGCGUUUGAGGGAGACAAGAAAAAAUGCAAAGAUUAUCUCAAGCAGAGAUGACCAAGGUGCCGCAAAGCCCUUUACGGAAGAUGACUUCCAAGAAAUGAUUAAAUCUGCCCAGAUAAUGGAGAGUCAGUAUGGUCAUCUUUUUGACAAAACUAUAGUAAAUGAUGAUCUUGCUGUGGCCUUCAAUGAGCUGAAAACAACUUUUGACAAAUUGGAGACAGAUACUCAUUGGGUUCCAGUGAGCUGGUUACAUUCAUAACUAAGGGAAGUUUUCAUAAUGAUCUUUUUUUUUUGUAGAGUGCAUGAUUAAAUCAGUUACCAUUUUGGUGGUAGGGUUUUUUUUAAUCUAUAUCACUGUUAGAGAUGUGCAAUCUUGGUUAAAACUGAAUGUUGAUUUUGUAUCUUUUUAUAGUCUUAUUUCAAACACAGUGUUUGAGUAUAAGAUCCAGAAUUAAAAUGUGCACAGUACUGUAUUCUGAGCAGAGCUUUGAACCGUCUGGCUGUCUUGAGUACAAAGCUCCACCUCCAAGAGGAGGUGGAACUUUUUAUAGAAAGUCUUAGCUAGAGUAUACACAUGGGCGUCCAGUGCUUCUGCUGGUCUCAGAUGUGGUCACUGCCUUUGCCAUUUGCAUGUUAGCCAUUGAGGAUGAUAAGUUUACAGCUUUGAGCAGCUCCAGACAAGACAGCUUAGGUGUACUUUGGGUAAAUCAUCAUAGAUGGACCUGGACUGGCAGUAAGGUGGAGUCCUCUUAACUAUCUUAAAAGUGCAACAUUUUCUCUUAC
This is a messenger RNA of Budorcas taxicolor (takin), 2575 nucleotides long. RefSeq names its product MAGUK p55 scaffold protein 7 (gene MPP7). The coding region runs from base 246 to 2051 and encodes 601 amino acids. Gene Ontology annotation, cellular component: cell-cell junction; plasma membrane. The transcript is spliced from 20 exons. NCBI's taxonomy places the organism in Eukaryota, Metazoa, Chordata, Mammalia, Artiodactyla, Bovidae. Gene Ontology annotation, biological process: protein localization to adherens junction. Gene Ontology annotation, molecular function: protein binding. The record is from RefSeq and is a predicted model, not a curated record.